This is a messenger RNA of Stegodyphus dumicola, 4640 nucleotides long. RefSeq lists its product as uncharacterized. NCBI's taxonomy places the organism in Eukaryota, Metazoa, Arthropoda, Arachnida, Araneae, Eresidae. The record is from RefSeq and is a predicted model, not a curated record.
UUUGCGUAACUCGAAAAUAGAAUUUAUUAAUUUGUAUUCCAGCGUAAGGCAAAAAUGGAGGGAGAAGCAACAGAAGCUAUUGAAAUAGAGCAUCAUGAGUUACGACCAUUUGCAGCUGAUAUAUGCCCGGAACCGACACAAUAUCCUACGGAAGGUCAUAGCCACGGUAGUUUCGUUUCGUCAGUAUCUUCUGUUUCAUGCAUGCUGACAUAUGCUAAAACUACUAAAUUUACUGCAUACGCACUCUUGUUCAUCACUUGCAUUCCUUUUAUAAUUGGAGCAGCUUUUACGAGUAUAUUCAUAGAAGAUAAAAAUUACAAUGCGGUUACGCCUGCUUUUCUGUCAGCAUUCAACUUACAUGGCACAAAUUAUUUUUCAUCAGCUGUGUUUAGUGGACUUAGUUUGACAUGUGGUCUUCAGCUCUACCUUACAGCACAGUGGUAUCAAGAUGCUUUACAAGUUCAACAAGCAGCUCAAUAGUCAGACAACUUCAAAAUGCUGCACAUUCUUUUUACAAGGGAAUAUGGAGAAAUUUCAGUUCACUGGACUACAUAUUGGAAAAAGAAUUCAUGAUAAUUCUUUGAUUAAAAUUCUGAGCACAAGAAGUAAAUGAAUUUCUUAAAAAAAUAUUAAAAAACAGCAUGAAUAGUAAAUAUUGACAAAUGAAUGGUAACAAAUAUUUCAGAGUAUUUACAUGUUUACAUUAUCUAAGAGGUAUGAGUUUAUAUGCUAUUAUAUGAAAUUUGCGUACAGUGAUAUAUCUCUCUCCAUCCUUCCCCAAAUAAAAACAUCACUUAGGCCUCUAAAAUUUUAUAAGUUUUGAGAACUUUUUUUAAUUAAAAAAUUUUUAGGAAUACUGAAUAUGAAAGUUAUAUUCCUCCAUCAUGCAAAGAUUAUUGUCAUUUGUAUUAAUGAUGUCUUGAUUGGAGUUAAUACUUAUAGAACAUGUUGAAAGUAAUAAUAAAAGAAUAAAUAAAACAAAUUCAGCAAACAGCAUUAUGUACAUUUCAACAAAAAAUACUUUGAAUAAACAGAAAAUGCCAUUAUAUACAUUUUUAGCAUGCAUUAAUAUUACAGUAACUUAUACCAACAAAAUUCUCAGCUAAAGACUAAUUAGCUUGAGUCUUGGUACAUAAAACCUGUAUCUAGUGUGCUUAAAGUACUCUCUUUGGUCUUUUGGAAAGAAGUGAAGUUUUAAUCUAUGUCAAAACAAAAGAUUUGAAUUUUUACAUUGCAUUCUUAACCACAGUCAUAAACUCGUGGCUUAUAUUGUUAGCAGAAACACUUAAUAAAAUGACUUCCUUCAGAACAAUCCAAACUUUUUCAACAAUGACCAUCACAAAUUCAAAAUUUUCACUUACUAUUAACUUUCUAGUAUCUGCUAUAAUGACAAUAUCUUUAGUGAAGUCUUAAAGUGAAAUCUUACUUCAAAACUUUCGAUUUGUCAACUCUAUUAAUUUUGGUUGUUCUUUAGAAGCAAAUGUUUCUCAAGAUGAACCUAUGUCAGUCACUCUUGAUAUCAGUAGUUUUAUAUAAAAUCUAAGUUAGUAUAAGGUUGAAUUUUUUGGCUCUAAAUUUAUGCAAAAAGAAUAUCUUUCUUUUUCCUUAGCACACAUUCUACUACUAAAUAUAUCUAAUUCUAAUCAUCUAAGAAAAAUAACCAGAAAUAAGCAAUAAUACAAUUCCACAGGUAAAAAUUGCAUUGAAUUUACUUCAUCACUAAAUUUGUCUUUUUCAUCAUCACUGCUAUGUUUGCUUUACAUAUUCAUCAAUGUGGAAAAUACAGUACACUAAUAUUCAUAAUCUCAUGACUGAAACUACAAAUUAAAGCUAAAUUUUUGUUACAUUUCAGAACUGCUCUUGUGACUAUUAUCUUUUUACUUGCAAAACAAAUAUAUUCACUUUUGUGUCAGAAAUGUUCUAGAGCUAUUAAAAUAUUGCAUGUAAAUGUAUCAAAAUAUAAGAUUUUUUGCUCAUCUUUGUUUUAAAUAAAUAUAUGACAAAUUAAAAUUUCUGACUGACUGAUUUAGUCAGUGACUCACUUAUCUUUGAUGAUUAGGAGCUGCUGUUUAUAAUUUAUAAAAGUCAACAAAUAUUUUAUAAUGGUGUAAACUGUAAGAGUACAAAUACAGAUAUGGUAGUACAGAUGCAGAUAUAGUAUUGCAAAAAUAGUUUUUCAAAUCUUUUAUGAUGGUUGCCAAAUAUUGCAAGAACUUUUAAUUACUUACAACAACAGUGGGAAUUUUGAUUUCUUUAUAAAUUACAACAUAAAAUUCAAUUUCUAAAAAUGAUGUUAACUGAUAAAUAACUUGAGUAAAAUAUAAAUGCUAGCAAGUAAUGUAGAAUGCAUUACCAGAUUUUGCCUUUAAAUCACGUUUUCAACAUAAUUUGAAAACUAAAUAACUAAUUACAUAUAAAAUGAUACAGAAUGAAAUGACCAUGAAUUAAGAAAUAAUCUAUAAGUAAAUAUGGGUUCCAUUCUCAAUAACUUUAAGAACAAUAUGAUUUUUAAAUCAUAAGAAAGAUUAUUAAUACCAUUAUAAAUACAGUAAGUUUAUUAUUUUUAAUAUCUUCCCAGAUUUGCUAAGAAUCAGAUGUAUUUUCACAUUGUAUUUUCUAGUCAGCAUAACCCAAUUCGCCAUCAUGGGGGAGGAGAGAUCAAUUACUUUUCAGAGUAUAAUAUACAUACCAUGGUAAGGCAAUUAGAUUCAGGAGGGAAAUGUAUUUUCCCCCUGUUUGUGAAAUCUCAAGACUGAUUUGCAAUUAUGAAGCAUUAUCUUUUUAGCAAUGAAAAAUAGAAAUCAGAGCUUCAGUUUUUUAGCAACUUCAGUGAGAUUUAGCAAAAAUUCUUUAAAAUUACAAAUACUUGUGUAAAUAUGUUUCGUAUAUGGGGCAUGAACUAUAUUCAAAGCAAUACUCAAGUGUAAUGAUUUAAAAUAUGUUCACUGAAUUACAUUAACCGACAUAAUCAACAUUUCAGAUUUAAAAAAUAAUGGUUUUGUCAAAUGACACAAUGUAAUACAUCAAUGAAUCAAAAUAAAUGCCAAGAAAAGUACAGACUUAAAAGUUUAUUUACAUAUAUGCAUAAAUGCAAAUUAGCUUAAUGAACAUCAAAGCAUGAAAUAAUGUAAAACCUUUAUACAAGAUAAGAUACAUUACAGAGAUUAAAUAGAACUUAAAAUGGAUACAGUUAUAAACAGAUAAUAAAGUUUAAAAUGUUAUAUACACAAAUAAACCAAAAAUGAAAAUUAAUUAAUAAUUCUCUCAAAGUGCUAUAACGUAUUAUUGUAAACUAUGAGUAGACUAUGAGUAAAAAUGAUAAAUUAAAAAUAAAGUAAAUAAUAAUAUGUACACUAUUAAAAAUGCAAUAAAAAACUUAAAUAAUUCAAAAUUCUAUAAAAUGAAAAUGUAUACUUAGCAAAGUGGAUUAACUUUACAAUCAAAAAUAUACUUUAAAAUUUAAUAAAAAAUUUCAGCUUUCAGUCCCAUUUAACUUGCUCAAAUUUUUCUGACAGAAUUCUAACAAUUCACUGUAAACUUGAAUUUUUAGUUGCAGUUCUGAUAUUUAAUUAAGCACUUAAUCAAACUAAAGGGAAAAAAACUGAUGGAUCUGGACCUUUCAAAAUGGGAGAUUAUUCCAUUUUCAUCUCAAAUAAAUGAUAAUUAAUGACUGAUUGGAGUAGCAUCACAUCCUUAAAUGCAGACAAAAUGCAUUUUAUAUAUUGUACUUUUACAAGGCAUAUAUUAUAAAAUUUCUUAAAAAAUUAAAUAAAACACACUAAUUAAGCACUUCAAUAGUACAAAUCUACAAAUAUUUGCAAAUAUUUUGUAAGAUAAAAUCUAAGCAAAUAAUUAUAACAAGAAAAUGAGUUUGUACAAAAUCAAACAUUUUAACAACAUAACAGCUUCCAAAAACAUAUUUGUUCAUACUUUACACAGUCAAUAAACAUUACAGUUAUUAUACAUUUAUAUAUUUUGCUUAACAAUAAACAGCUUUACAAAACGGACAAGGAACUGUUAUAGAAAUAGACAGAAUCAUCUAUUAAAAAAUCAUGUCAUUAGUCAUUAAAAAGGUGAAAAAAAGUAGAGCAGAAUGAGCUGUUAAAAACCAUUUCAUGAAUAAUUAAAAAUUACAAAGUGAAUAACAUGAAAGGUAAAAUACAUCCUUGUGAUUUCACAGAUAUCAUAAGAAAAGAAAUUUGUGGCCAGCAAUUUUUUUAUAGUAUAUAUUUUUCUAUAGUGAGACAUUUCAUUGGAAAAAAAAUUGGUCAUUCAAUUUAUCAAAUAAAGGUGACAAAAUUUUUAAUACUUGCUAUAAUUUUAGCUUCUUUAUUAAUAACAUAUAAAUGUUAAAAGUUUUCUAAAUCUAGAGCGGGAAAGAAAGUUUAGGUAUUGUACUGAGUGGCCAAUUUAAUGAAUUAAAAAAUUAUAUAAUGUACGCUAGGGGGAAAACAGAAAAUGGUACUUCAUGAUAAAUCCAUUCAGUGAAGUAAUAGGUUGAUAGCUCAAGGUCAAUGUUAUGACAUAACCUAAAAGAUUUCCCCUUUAUUAUACAGAAAUAUUUAGGAAAAUUUCAUACUCAGUGUUUAAAAAAAAAAAAAAAAAAAAAAAAAAAAAAAGCAAAAUCUGUGAUUUUAAAA